CAAAGAGAUGUCGGAAGCACGAAAGAGGGCAACUCGGAGGCCUCGUGAGAGCCUCCACUUCUCGUUGAAGCCCUUCAAGGCUCUGCGAGGCGUGAAGCGGCACGAGAACGACGCCCCGAAGGAGACCCCGUCCGCUGAGCCCCGGCAGCAUCUGUGUCAUGUGCACAGACACGGCACGAGAGACAGAAAGGAAGGCUCGGAGGAGAAGAGCAGCGGCGAUGCAGCUGGGCUGCCAAUCCUACCACUCAGGUUCGAGGAGGCGCUGGACCAGUUCCUCUCGGCGAGAGAGGUAGGGACACCAACACAAGACAAAGGGCAAAAGACAACCGACGUGCGGGCUGUUGUUAUCGCAGGAUGUGUACCUACCCAGCCGCAACUCGCCCACUUCCCGGUCAUCGACCGACAACGGAUUUCGGUGCACGCUGUCGGACCUCUUCGACUUGGAGAGCCCCAUCACGCAGAAGGCCCAGGGUGACAACGACGAGCCCGAGGGGCGCGUGAAGCCCAUGUCCAAUCUAUUCGAGGAUGAAUCGGACAUGGGAGACGACAGGGAGGGGGAGGGAAAGCCUGCCGCCGACAAAAGGAGAAGAAAACGGAGACCACAGCCGCCGCAGAGGGAAUCGUGGCAGGUACACAAUGUAUAUGGCUCACUGGACAUUCAUGGUGCAGGAUGGUUCGGUUGGUGUGCCGUGUUUGUGCCGGACAGGAGAUUCUGUGUUACAAUCCGCGGCAGUACCAUGAGUUGGUCAUUUGUGUGACGGGAGUGCUGGGCCGCGAUAUUUUCGCCGCAAAGCACCUGACGUUUGACCAGUUCCGCCAAUGCUUCGAAACGGCAUACGGCGAGCUGCAAGACAUGAACUUCCAGGUGGACAUGCAUAAAAUGCCGCAUGACACUGUCUGUCUGUGUCGCUCCCAGAUCCGGCGAUGGAGAAUGAGAAGCUUUCUAGUGAAGCCAUACACCGCAAGUAAGCCCUACCCCAGCGAUUGAGUGGUCUUUCCCAUCCUACCAUCAUCCCUAUUCUCCUCCCUGUCUCAGUCCCCACUCCCUGCCGCCCCAAACACCGCCCAGUGCUGCCCGCGCGCCGGCUGUCGCGACGGCCGCAGCCACUGGAAGGCGACCAAUCGCCUGUGGUCGACUCAGCCAGAUCGGCGUCAUCCUGUGCGCGAGAGAAGAGAGCAGGCCGCGGCCGACGGGUGUCGCCGUCGCUGCAGCAGAGGAGGAAGAAGCCGGCCAUCCGGCUGGUGGUGUUUCUGGGCGGCAAGGACAUGCUUGCUCUCGACUGGCUGGAGUUUCUGGCGAUCCAUUACGAGGCCAAGAGACGGAGGGGGGAGGGGAGUCCGGGUGGGAGAAAGAGGGAGAGGACGGCAUUGCUUCUGGUAGAUUACCCCGGGUAUGGUGUUUGUGAGGGGAGCCCGAAUGUCGAGACGCUCUGUGAGACGGCAAUCGCGGUCAGCCACAGAGAGGCAGAGACCUAAUGUGGUGUGGACCGAUCACCAGAGAUCGUGUCUCUCUCCAUCCAUUAGGCCAUCCGUGAGGGCCUGUCAUGGCUUCGCGGCCGGCACCCCUCCUCACCUCUGAAGCUGCAUCUUCUGGGCUAUUCGCUGGGCACGUCAGUCGCCCUCAAGACGGCCACAAGCAUCCUCAGAGAUCCCUCAACAGUCAUCCCCCCAACACCGCCCGUCCCCCUUGCUUCGCUAUCCUCUUUCCUGGACUGCCCCUGCAUACACGCCAUCCCGAGGCCGACCAUCCCGCCAAUCGACCUUUUUGCGGCAGAGAGGGACGCGAGGAAGGAGGACGGGGAGGGUGAGACAUGUUCUGCUGAUGGUGCUGAUGAUUGUCCGGGCGGUGCACCUGCCCUGCUGUCAUGCGGGGGAUCGUCGAGGCUGAGCCGGCUAUCCGAUUCGGUGUUUCUUGACGCGCCUGAGGUGAUUGACCCGUUCACCCCGUCACGCAUGGCUGAUGUGGAGAGCCGGGUUGACGCCAUCUGCGGCAACAACUUCGACUUUCUCGAGGUGCUCUCGCUGCCAAGGUACACACAGAGAGACAGGCGCACAUUCACAGACCGUUUUGUAUCUGCCUGUGUCAAUCAAUGGGUGGUCGGUUACAUCUGCAGUGAGGACGCCACUCCGCCCUGCUUGUCGAUGCCGGCUUUCCCAAACUCUCCCAAUACGGCCAACGGAGCUGCUGUGAAGCAGAUAGAGGUAACGGCGUCCACCAGUGUGUCAUCGGCGUUCUCAACGCCACUCGUGGACACGCCGGAGAGUCAGACGAGAGAGGGGCCUCGCCGAAGCUCAUCUGCUGCUUCCCAACUUCCGCCUUUGCCUGAGUGAGUGUGUGUGUGUCACUUUCUGUGUGCAGAAGAUGUCUCUGUGUCUGUGUGUCCAUUAGCUUUCAUUUGGAAGGGCUGAGCUUGAUGGCCCCGUUCACCAACACGGAGGCCAUGGCGACUGAGCUGCUGAGGUCUGUGGGCCUGUGGGGCCCGCCGCAGCUCAUGGCCUUCUUCCUCAAAGGCCUCGUCGCACCAUCCGUCAAGUAAGUACGUGAGAGACUGAGCGCCCGACAUAGAGGGACGUCACCACAUCGAUUGAGACACGCAAGCCAUCCUACGUUGUGUUGGUCGCCAGGUGGGACAAUCUGUCGGCCCUUAAGGAUCUGAUUGAGCUGCAGCUGGGCGGUCAACCGUCUCCCGCCUGUUGCAAGCCGCCUUCCCUCACGGUGUCGAUAGUCCACGGCAGCGACGACGCCCUGACGCCCCCAGCCAUGGGUGAGCAGCUGGCCAACGUGGCCCACCGAUGUGUGCGUGAGGGGCGGCUCAAGCACGCCGCCCAUGUGCUGGUGAGCAACGACAGCGGCAAGAGCAUCCGGCAGAUCCUGGGGGAACAGAAGAGGAAGAUGAUACCUGAUGUGCAGAUUCACGUACGCAUCGAGGGAAAGGGAAGAAGAGAGAGAGGAAGGGAGGGCAGGCCAAGCGCAUACAUACAUCGUGUGUAUUUGGUUGCAGUAUUCGACGGUUGAGGGUGCUGACCACGGGUCGAUUCUCGUGACUGAGCGGCACGUGCUGGAGGUCCUCAAACAUGUCAGACUCGAUUGACUGACUGACGAGAAGCGCUUUUCUCUCUCUCUCUUGUGUCGUUUGAGCUCUGGGCGGGACAGACAGACAGACAGACGUCAGCUUGGACGUUAGGUCUCAAGGCCGCCGAGUGGCGGUGUUGCUUUGGUGUUGUGCGGUGUGGUGUGCUGUGUUGCGGUGCAGCACAUGUACAAAACGAACGAUGGACUGCUAUUUUUCCUUCCCCUCCGAGUCAAUUUCUGGAUGCGGGCGGAUACAUAGACCGUG
Molecule: messenger RNA, 3338 nt
Organism: Vitrella brassicaformis
Lineage: Eukaryota; Vitrellaceae
Source: the annotation of a GenBank genome assembly